Molecule: messenger RNA, 786 nt
Organism: Protopolystoma xenopodis
Lineage: Eukaryota; Metazoa; Platyhelminthes; Monogenea; Polystomatidea; Polystomatidae
Source: the annotation of a GenBank genome assembly
GCUUCUGAUAACGAAAUUGUUGCUUCCUACUCGAACUUAAGUGCCCUAUCUACGCCCAUCAAACGCCAGACUGUCACAUGUCAUGUUUCGCUGGACGCUAGUUUUACUAACCAGCUUGCUUACAAUGCAUCGUAUUCAAUUAGUCAAGGCGGUCUAGACCGUUUCUCGAUCAGGUCGGUGGAGAAGAAGAGUUCACAUCGAGCAAGGCAUGAGGCAUAUGAUAAAAAAAAUGGAAUUGAAGAUAAAAAAUUCAAAGGACUCAAGCCUACAUUAAAGCGGGAGGAGAUUACUAAGAAUGAGGAAGAGAAAGCGGUGAGACAAUAUGCAGAAACAGAAGAAAAAGGGAAAGAAUAUGAGGAAAGAAGAGGGAAAGAAGAAUUGGCGGUGGGAGAGAAGGAGGAAGAGAAUGAUUAUGAGCAAGGGCAGGGGCAGAAGAGGAAGGAAGACGAGGAUGAAGAGGUGCAAACUAAAAUAAAGGAGACCAAGAUAGGCGAAGCGAAGGCUGGUGGAGUCCAGAGGCCCAGUAAAAAAAAGAAGGUGAUGAUGGUGCUCGCUGAAGGACAAUUAGAUACGGAGUCCACAAAUAUUAGCCAGGAAUUAAGUGAAGCCUCAGCAUUGAUCCUUUCUGGACAAUUUCUGAAAAAUCCAUUGGUCUGCGAAAAAGUUGUUGCUCGUCACCAGGGCGAAGCCAAUUCGGAAAUCCCUGCAUGGUCCAAGCACGAAACAAGGAGUUAUGUAAGUAAAGGUCAAUUUCCCCCCCCUGAACUUGUGAUGAGUAUGUUAUAG